Molecule: messenger RNA, 921 nt
Organism: Penicillium argentinense
Lineage: Eukaryota; Fungi; Ascomycota; Eurotiomycetes; Eurotiales; Aspergillaceae
Product: glycoside hydrolase family 6 protein
Exons: 4
Coding region: 1-921 (306 amino acids)
Biological process (GO): cellulose catabolic process
Molecular function (GO): hydrolase activity, hydrolyzing O-glycosyl compounds
Source: RefSeq, a predicted model, not a curated record
AUGGAUAGCUUCCUUUCCGAUAUCAAAUCGAAGAACGCAGCGGGAGCGAGUCCACCUAUUGCCGGAAUCUUCGUCGUGUACGACCUGCCAGAUCGUGAUUGUGCCGCACUCGCGAGCAAUGGCGAAUAUUCAAUUGCCAAUGGCGGUGUUGCGAAGUACAAGACUUAUAUUGACAACAUUCGUUCCACGCUGCAAAAGUACUCGGACGUGCAAACUAUUCUUGUCAUUGAGCCUGACAGUCUGGCCAACCUGGUCACCAAUAUGGCUGUUUCGAAAUGUGCAAAUGCUCACGACGCAUAUCUUGAGUGCACGAACUAUGCAGUCACUCAAUUGAGCCUGGACAAUGUGGCUAUGUAUCUUGAUGCUGGACAUGCUGGAUGGUUGGGAUGGCCUGCCAACCUGAGCCCAGCUGCUCAACUGUACGCUCAAGUUUAUAACAAUGCCUCUCAACCCGCCUCGCUGCGAGGUCUGGCAACAAACGUUGCCAACUACAACGGCUGGUCCCUCUCAAGCUGCCCGUCUUACACCUCUGGAAAUUCCAACUGUGAUGAAAAGAAAUAUGUCAAUGCCAUCGCACCACUGUUGAAGAGUGCAGGCUGGGAUGCUCACUUCAUCACGGACACCGGCCGCAAUGGUGUCCAGCCUACUCAGCAGAAUGCCUGGGGAGAUUGGUGCAAUGUGAAGGGCACUGGAUUUGGUGUUCGUCCAACUACCGAUACUGGCGAUAGCCUGGAGGAUGCUUUUGUUUGGGUGAAGCCUGGUGGGGAGAGUGACGGCACAUCUGACAGCAGUGCGGCCCGAUACGAUGCCCACUGCGGAUACAGUGAUGCUCUCCAGCCCGCACCUGAGGCUGGCACGUGGUUCCAGGUAGGAUUGAAUGCUGUUAUAGCUCCUCUUCCGUUUACUGACCGAGUUGUCUAG